Messenger RNA from Closterium sp. NIES-65, 1863 nucleotides. The record is from the annotation of a GenBank genome assembly. NCBI's taxonomy places the organism in Eukaryota, Viridiplantae, Streptophyta, Zygnematophyceae, Desmidiales, Closteriaceae.
AUGUCCGUAAUCGCGCAGUUUGGCGAGCCACUAAAGGUGGCGGAAAGCCCCGGCGCCGCCACGGGCGGCCCCGUCACCGCCACCAGCGGCCCCGCCGCCGCCACCUGCGGCCACGCAGACGCCGCCUACGGCCCUGAACCGCCCACCUGCCGAACAGCCGAGCAGCCCAGGAACCGAGCCGCCCGGCAACCGGACCGCCCAGCAGCCGAGCCGCCCAGCAGCCGAGCCGCCCAGCCGCCGAGUUGCCGAGUCGCCCAGGAGCCGUGCUGCCCAGCAGCCGAGCCGCCCUGCCGCCGAGCCGCCCAGCAGCCGAGCCGCCUAGCAGCCGAGCCGCCCUGCCGCCGAGCUGCCGAGCCACCGAGCCGCCCUACUGAGGAGCCGCUGCUGUUCCUACCGGUGCGCCCCGGCCCUCCUUCCCUGGACUGGGCAGACGGCCUCUCCCUCUUUGACCUCACUUUUGGUGCCUCUCCUGCCCCUGCUGCUGAUGCUGACGCCACUGUUCGCUCACAGUGGGCCACACGCGAUGCUGCUGCUCGUCUUGGUGUGCGUCGCCACUUAUCGACCACUGAGCGUGCACACUUAAGCCAGUACAAGAGUGCUCAGACCUUGUACGACGCUGUAGUUGCACGCUACUCCUCCCCUGCCACUGCUGCACUGAGCCGCCUCAUGCUACCGUACCUCUUCCUUGACCUUGCUGCCUUUCCCACAGUCGCUGACCUCAUUACGCACCUCCGCAAUAGUGACACUCGCUACCGCGCUGCGCUUCCUGCUGACUUCUGCGCCAAGAACCCACCCCCCAUGUACAUCACCCUCUACUACAUAGUCACCUGGCUCCCUGACUCCCUUCGCGUAGUCAAAGACCACUUCCUCUCAGUUUGCCCCACCACUCUCACCGUUGACCUCCUCGAGAAGGCCCUCCUAGCGGCACAGAAGAGCAUAGUAGCUGUAGGAGCCUCUCGUGGUGACCCUCACACCCCCAUCUUUGAGGGGUGUUCCCCCUCCCCCCUUUUGCCCUCUGUUGCCUCUGCUGCUGCGGCCGACCUCGUUGGGGCGCUGGAGGAGCUAGCGGGGGCGGUGGAGGCGGCAGUGGAGGCGGCGGAGGGGGUGGGGGUGGCGGUCGGGGUGGCUGCGGGAGUGGAGGUGGAGGUGGCGGCAGUGAAGGCGGAGGAGGAGGCGGCGGUGGCGGCGGGAGCGGAGGUAGCGGAGGUGGCGGCGGUGGAGGAGGCGGUGGCGGAGGAGGUGGAGCUGGUCGGGGUGGCGCUGCGCAGAGGGUCGGCUCCGGUAGUGCGGGGUGGGGGGGCUGGUCCGUGCACCUACGUCCUACGCACCAGCGACCGCGCGGGUGAGCAGUGCGGGGGUGCGCACUCCACCCAGCGCUGCUUUGGCCGCCUGACGGACGCUUGGCGUCACCAGUUCCCGGAGGCCACUGAGAUCCCCUGCUGGGGUGAGCUGUCUAGGGCGGGAGUAGCUGUCUUUGACCUUGACUUUGAUGCUAUUCUUGCUGCCAUGUAUGCUGUGACUAGUAGUGAUGAGGGUGACUGUUACCGGUGUUUUCUGCCCGACCCGGGCAUUGAGACUGCUGCUCUAGGUGCUGGUGAGGCUGCUGCUCUAGGUGCUAGCGAGGGUGCUGCUCUAGGUGCUAGUGCGUCUGCGUCCUUAGGUGCUGGUGAGUCUGCUCUCUCAGGUAGUGCGUCGGCUUCGGCCUCCCUCACCUUCACCCUUGACUCGGGGGCUUCUCGCUCCUUCUUUCGAGACCGCACCACUCUCACGCCGCUUGGUCGGUCUGUUGUAGUCUCUCUGGCAGACCCCUCUGGGGGUCCUGUCCUCGCGGUUGUGCACGCGCGCCUUGUAGUGCGAACAUAA